This is a messenger RNA of Maniola jurtina (meadow brown), 6104 nucleotides long. It is a transcript of the gene br, whose product is annotated as broad-complex core protein isoforms 1/2/3/4/5. Gene Ontology annotation, molecular function: protein binding. The coding region runs from base 664 to 2025 and encodes 453 amino acids. The transcript has 8 exons. Gene Ontology annotation, biological process: regulation of transcription by RNA polymerase II. Lineage: Eukaryota; Metazoa; Arthropoda; Insecta; Lepidoptera; Nymphalidae. Gene Ontology annotation, cellular component: nucleus. The record is from RefSeq and is a predicted model, not a curated record.
UGUUUUUUCCCGCCCGGCUUCAUUAUUGAUGGCAUCGGGACGGUAAUGCGGAAGCAUGUGUGAACGUUUCAUUACAAAAGGUGGACGCGGCUCGUGUUAAUAUCGCAGACCGGCCGGACCCGACCGGACGGGUGGACGCUUCCGCAAAAAAAUAAACCAAAUUAAAAAAUAAUAAGCGGCGAUUAGUUUUUUUUUUUUUAAAUUAAGAGUAAUAAGGGUCGGUCUUGUAUCGGGGUGCGAGCAAGUUGGAGCGCGCGGGUCGCAAGGCGGCUGGGGAAAGUUUGGCGAAGUUCGCAAAGUUCUCACGUGCGUGUGUGGCCGCGAGGCGUGAGUCGUGACGGAUUGGCCGCUCGGCCGCGCGCUCGAUUUCAUUGGACACAGCACCUCCCAAUUCGGAAUUCCUCUGCCUAGUCUCAAUUUGUGAAUAUUUGUCAACACUCGGGUUAAGUUUGUAAGUUUGUUUAUUCGCCGUGUUCCGGGACCGGACAUUGACUCCUAGUGACUUUGUUGAUGUUUUGUUGAUUGUUUUUGUUGAACGCGUUGAUGCGGUGCCAGCCGGCUCACCAGAUUUAACUCAAAAAGGUUGCAGUUAAGAGGGCAGUUGCAAUCGCUAGGAUAAGACACCCAUGACUCGAUAACUGGCAGUAAACGAAACAAAACAAGAUGGUGGACACACAACACUUUUGCCUAAGGUGGAACAACUACCAGAGCAGCAUCACCAGCGCCUUCGAGAACCUUCGGGAUGACGAGGACUUCGUCGACGUCACCCUGGCCUGCGAUGGGAAGAGUUUGAAAGCACACAGGGUCGUACUCUCGGCCUGUAGCCCUUACUUCCGGGAACUACUAAAAUCAACACCAUGCAAACAUCCGGUGAUAGUACUCCAGGACGUGGCGUUCACGGACCUGAACGCGUUGGUGGAGUUCAUCUACCACGGCGAGGUGAACGUGCACCAGCGCAGCCUGUCCUCCUUCCUCAAGACCGCGGAGGUGCUCCGAGUCUCCGGCCUCACACAGAAUGACGACGCUCAGGGGCCGUUAGUGCAGAGCAUCGCACGCGCAGCCGCCGCGGCAGCGUCAUCUCCCCACACGCCGCCCCACCCCGCACACACCCCUCACGCUCCCCACACGCCAAGCUACACAGAGAAGCUCGAGGAAGCGCUCCUCCACCCGCCUUCAAUCAUGCGCCGCAUUCCUCUACCGCCACGCCGGAUGUCCCGCUCAGCGGACAACUCGCCCGACGUCAUCAAACGCGUCCGUCACGACAACAACAACGAUCAACCGCAAAUCCACGACUUCUCAACAAAGAACCACUCGAUGAUGAACAACACUCGCGCGCACGAACAAGGCAACGGGAACGGCAUCUCGAAUUCCAGCUCAUCGCCAUCCCCGCGGCUAAUGGAUGAAGUCAAGAACGAGCCUCUGGACAUGAUCUGCCAGUCGAACCCUGACAUCGACAGGAGCACGGAUGACACGCCGCCACAUUCCCAUCACAGACCACUUGGAUGCGGGCCGCCUUCCCGCGCGAGCUCUGCAGAAGCAGACGACCGCACGCCGCCACCGCAGCUGCCAUCUUCACCGUUUAUAUCACCCGCCGACACCAAGCUCUUCGCGACAUCACAGCACAACUACAACUAUAGCAUGACAGCGCUCACUGAUCACACAUUGGCCGGUCUGCAGAGUCCGCUGGCUCCAGAUGGAAUGGCGAGCACAUCUCAAGUGGGCCCCUUGGGGGCGGGUCACCGAUGCGAGGUGUGCGGCAAGCUGCUGUCCACGCGGCUCACGCUCAAGCGGCACACGGAGCAGCAGCACCUGCAGCCGCUGCACUCGGCGCGCUGCGGCCUGUGCCACAAGGUGUUCCGCACGCUCAACUCGCUCAACAACCACAAGAGCAUCUACCACCGGCGCCAGCGCGGCCUGCCGCAGGCGCCGCCGGCGCUGCCGCCGCUGCCCGCGCCCGACGCCAAGCCCGCGCUGCAGACGCACGCCAUCGACUUCUACAAGUUCAAGGACCAGUUCAACGUGUAGGCGCGAGACCGACGGGCGCUAGCGACUCCUUAUUUUCUAUCGUAUAGUAGAUGAUUUAUAUUUUUUAUCUCGCAGAGAUUAUUGACAUGUUAGUGUCGCGAUUUAUUUUAUUUACAUUUCUCUUUUAAAGUUUAUCUUGGAACUUGUGGAGGCGAUCUCGUGGGUCGGUCGCGGCGCCGACUCUGAUCAGAGUUUACUUCGACGUUAUGGAAAAUUAACAUUCCAGUCCUAGGGAGGGCGACUUUCGGACGAAUUUUUUAGAGAAUCGAUCGUACGCCCGCCGAGUGCAAUACUGCGGUAUGAGGAUUCCUGAAUUUUACACUAUUGUUAAAUGUGUGACAAUAAGGCGAAGAGAAAAAUUAAUAUUUUGAGAAAAAAGAGGAAAAUCUUGGUGCUGUAAAUUUAUAUAUUAGGCUUAAAUUUAUAAAAGGAACAGUGUUCGUUGUAAGUAACAAAAGAGGCAUAUUGUUUUCAACGUUGUGUUCAUUUUUCGGCGUUUUGCAAUUUUAUUUAUUCUGUACUUUUACCUUCAUGAUCUCACACUUAGAUAUUUAUACGAGAUUACUAAAAAUCUAUUUAAAAAUAAAUAAAAUUAUAUACACAAAUAUAUAAUUGGCUAAUGAGGCUUUUCAAAUUUAUUAUUUUAUUUAGGUGUUUUGUUCAUUGACUGUAAGACUGAAAGAGAACACGUAGCACCAAUAGAACCGACAUUUGAUUAAACAGCCACCCGCAGACGCACGUCACCACACCUACAGUACAGUACAAUACAAUACCACAGGUUUCGUUACACAACCACCGAACAGGACUACUACAAUAGACACGGCAUCACAAACCAACUACUAAUUCACAUCACUUACUCUAAGAGUCGACUAAUUUUACUUUUAUAUUACUGUUAUUCUAUCUAGUCGACUGUUUGUUUCACUCUCUUUUACUUUUUUCGAUUAUUUUCGCGUUAUUUUGUCAAUGCACAAGCAUUAAGUGAAUCGCAAGGUGCCAUUUUAAGCGAAUCAAUAUUAUGGCUAUAAUAUAUUUUUUUAGUUUAGUCAGAUUUUAGUUUUCAAUCGUAAGUUUUAUCACUACCUUGUGUUCGUUUCUUAUUAUUUUGUUGUUAUUCAUUUCUUUUCGACAUGUUUUUUUAUCAUUUUAAACUUUAAUAAUUAUUAUAUUCAUUUUAUACUGAGUUAGGGUAGUUAUUUCGUUGGAAUAAACUAAUCAAACAACACAUUAUUGAUAAAAUUAAAUACUUAAUAGGUAAUUACUAUUAAAUCUUAAUAAUUCUCAGUGUUAAUGUUCCUAAAUUUCAACAGUGUGAAUUUUUUAAUAAUGAAAUUUUUCUGCUUGCCAUAAUUGCAUAGUCAUAAAACUAUUAUUUUUUUUGUUUAUAUAGGCGACAAGUUUUUAGACGGUUUUUGUAUUGCGGUCUAGAUUCAGAGCAGCUGUUUUUGAAUGUGUAAUUUCCUAAAUAACCAUAUCAGUGUAUAAUAGACAGUUUCAGUGUAGAUAUUGAUGUCAAAGUUUUGUCAACAUAGUUGAAGUUAUCACGAGUGCGACUACACAACCGAAACAAACAAAGCUGGCUAAAGAGCCUUAAAAUUAUAAAGUUUGAAGGCUCUUAUAUAUAAAAAAUAAUGUUUGUCCGUGUGUCCGUCAGUUAAUUGUGCGUUAGCGCAUCGUUCAUCAGAUUGAGUUUAAACUUUCAAUGUUAAAGUUGAGUGAAGUCGGAGGUGUUUUCACUAGAUUACAAUGAGCAUAUUCAAGGGGCGGACCAACAAUUCCUGAAAGGCCGGCAAUGCAUCGGCGGCACCUCUAGUGCUGCAAAUGUUCAAGGGCGGCGGUAAUCACUUAACACCAGGUGAUUUUAUAAAAUAAAAAAAGUUCCUGAUAGUACCAUCAACGUGGCACGUGAGUUGCAUAACAACUUACACCCGGUAUAAGCCAGUCAGUUAUAAACUCUCGGUUAUAUAGGCGUAAUCUCGUGAACAAACAUUGGAACCAAUACAGUUGUGCUCAAAACUUCAAACUAAAUUGCCAUGACUAAACUGCGAAGUAUAUUUUUCGUAAGCACUUUGAAAAGGCCCGGCGCGAAUGUUAGUUCUGUCAAUUUGGCGUAGUUUGUUUUGGGCACGACUGAGUUCCUGUCAGUGUACUUUGUUGUCUGAAUUUUUGUGCCAGCUUAUUUAAAUCGUAGGCAAUAAAUGUGCUAGAAUUACAUUUAACAAUCAGCAAACUUUUAUCUGGAUCUAGACAUACAAGUUGUACACAAUUCUUAUAAUUUAACGUCAAUGUACUUUUUCUAGUUCAAUAAACAUCACUAUUUUUCAGCGUUGGAUCGCUAAAUCAAUGUUAUAUUUCAUUUUAAUAGCAAUAAGGAAAUCUUAUCUAAGUGUAAAUGUAAACAUAUAAUUUAUUGUAACAUUAUACACAUUAAGUAAUUAUAUUAGUGCCUGCUUUACAUAAUUAUUGUUUUCGAUUUGGAAAAAAGACAUAUUUUGCGUAAACUUCUAAAUUUUAGGAGUAGUGUUCGGAACACUCGGCACCUGUGAGGUGCCGCUAUUUUAAAUAACAAGUAUGAGAGGCUUCCUAAAGUAAAUUUGAAUACUAUACGUUAUAAGGUUACGUUGUUAUUACUAUUGCAUAAACGCUUAGCCAUUACGAUUUGUUUAGUUAUAUUUAAUAAGCUUUAUUACGAUACUUUUAAAUAAUUGGAAGACUAGAGAUUUGGUGCUAAAUUGGAACGAUGUUCGUGCUAGUAAAAUAUUAGGGGGGAAAAUGGGAUAGUCAAAAAUGGAAUCUAAAUUGUUUUAAAAUUUCGCAACAUUCCGUGCACGGUGAAAAAGUAAAAAAAUGUUAAGUUUUAUUUUGCAACCCAAUUGCAAACUUUUGAACGUAAGACGUAGGAUUGUUGUUUUUGUGUAGUAAUUUAGUGAUAGUUUUUAUUGUUAAUUUGGGUUUGGGAAUUAAGUUAGUUGACUAUAGAUAUAAGAUUUAUCUGAAUUCAUAGCGGUAAUAGCAUCUACAUGUUUAAUUUACGACUACAGGGAUGUGCUGCUGAAAGAGGCAGUUAAUUUGGCUAUGUCGACGUAGUACUAGACUAAAGAUCUUGUGAAUUUUAUUUAGGACAAAUUAUUCAAAAUUAUGCCAAAAUUAAUAAACGCUAUAGACUGAUUAGACUAAGUACGCAUUUCAAUUGUACACUAUUAGGCAUAUUCUCUAGAGUAAAAUGUACAAUUAUUUACUAAAAUUGAUAAUUUUUAUAAAAAAAAGAAGUCAGAAGCGUGAUUCGUUUCGGUUCGGUAUUAAUUCAAAAUUUCUUGUGAUUCGAGGAUCUUUGUUUUUUAGUUUGUAUUAUCGUAGUAGCUAAGUUUUGGAGAUCUCAGGAGAUCAUGUGGUCUAUGGGUUUUUAAGGGCGAUACUACACCGUGUUCUAAGAAGCAGAACACAUCCCUGUCAAAACUACAUUAGUUAGGAUCUUAGCAAGUUUAAGACUGUUUCUGUGACCUGUUUAAGUUUUUUAUCUUUCUAACGUGUUAAGGUAUUUUUUCUUACCGCACGUUCAGGCGUGGCGACCUUAUUCGAUGUGUUCUUAUACUUCUUGUUGGCAUUUUUACUUAUUUUAUAAGGAAUCUAAAUUAAUUUAUUGGUUAUUGUAUUGAAAUUUUAUUUUUUUCUUCUUAAAUUAUUAUUCUACUGUCCUUGGAUCUUAGUGUUUUUGUUGAUAAUUGGCAUCUAUGUAAUGCAGCCCAUUACACUGCACAGUUAUGGGGUUAAGGGUGCCAAAAAUUGUUACUUUAUGUUUGUCUUCCAUUUAAACGCUAUCACAAGAAAUUGGCGAAAAGACAAUAUUUGAAGACCACCGCCUGACUAAUGGGCUGCAAGACUCGAUAGUUUUAUGACUUAAAUAAUUAUUAAUUAUUAAAAUAAUUUCACAUCACUUAUUAUAUACAAAUAGUUAUUUUCUCCUUACUUUUAAACCUUGACAUAACUACUCAUAAAAUGUAAUUGUAAUCGUUAAACCGAACUUCAUAAAUCCUAAUAUUGAUGAUAAUGGCGUUUUUAAUAAAAACAAAUAUACAAAAUGA